AUGGCAUCUGGCCAAGAGAAGGAUAUGGCAAGGGAGGAAAGGCCCACCGCACCCAAUGAGGUGGUGAACAAUGCUGCUGAGAUUGACCUAAAUCAAGAUGAGGCAAUGGCUGACCUUGAGUUGGAUGAUAUUGAGGACUUGGACCUGGACCUUGGGGAUGAGCAUCACCAUGGUGAAGCUGAGAACCAUGAUGAAGCAGAGAACCAUGGUGAAGCUGAUAACCAUGGUGAAGCUGCCAGCCAUGAGGAAGAGGAUAACACCGGUGAAAAGGAGAACACUGGUGAUGAGAAUGACUUCACUGAGAAUGAAGGCAUGAGUUAUCCUAUCUCCGAGGAGAUUGUCCAACUCCAAGCUAAAGUGGCAACUCAGAAUAUCACCAUCCUGCAGCAGCAGACGUCCAUUGAUGGACUCAAGAAGCACACUCAGAACCUCGAGGCUAGGCUGAGCGUUACCAUGAAGGAGGUUACUGAGCCCGCUCCUGCUGCUCAGCCGGCACCCGCUCCGCCCGCACCCCCGGCGGUAGGCGCUGCGACGGCUAUGCAUCAGCCACCUCCAACUGAGACCUCGCCCUUUGGGUCUCUCUUGGCGCCUCUGCCUGAGUUUAACCAUAACAAGACAGAGGUGCAGCCUUGGCUCGACCUGGUGGAUUCCACCAUGAUCCUUGCGAAUGUGCGUUCCGAUGCUCGCGUCACUGCAGCUACUCGUGCGUUGGACGAGGUGGCCCGCAGGGCAGUGUAUGGCGCUAAGAAGCAGGCGCAGGGACCAUUUGGGUGGCUGGAGUUCUGCACCGCGCUGAAAGAGGCAUUCAUGGUCAAGAAGUCCGACCUGGAAUUACGCGGACGCCUUGAAAGUAUCAAGUGUCCUGACCGUUCGGUGCAGAAAUAUGCGGUCGAGUUGGAGGCCGCAGCACGCUUGCUCCAAAAGCCCUUGGCUGAGGAGGAGAUGAUGCACAUCUUCAUGAAGGGCCUCCCUGUUAACCUGCAGGAGGCACACAUGACCGGCGGCAUGACCAAUUGGACGACUUACAAGGAGAUGAAGGAGCAGGUGAUCAAAACCGACAACAUCAUUCGCACGUACAUUUUUGGCCCCGAAAAGACAGGCCAGCAGCCCCAUGCUGAAGGCUCUGGUGGUCAUGGGAACCGGUCCCAGAAUGCGAAGGGUGGAAGCGGUUGGAACAAAAGGCCUUUCCAGCAGCGUGAUCACCAGCCUGGUCCACAGGCCAAGAGGCCUAACGGAGGGGGAGGUCAUGGCCCUAACAAGCCGGAUUUCUCCGACAAGCGGUGCAGAGGCUGUGGAAGGAUGGGGCACAUCGCAUCCCAGUGCCGUAACAAGAACCCAAUCAAGUAUUCUGGGAAGCCUAAGCAAGACGGCGCUGGACCUUCUGGAAAGAAGGAUUUUCAGAAGCCCAACUAG
Messenger RNA from Closterium sp. Naga37s-1, 1413 nucleotides. Lineage: Eukaryota; Viridiplantae; Streptophyta; Zygnematophyceae; Desmidiales; Closteriaceae. The record is from the annotation of a GenBank genome assembly.